Messenger RNA from Trichomonas vaginalis G3, 882 nucleotides. RefSeq lists its product as uncharacterized. The transcript has a single exon. The record is from RefSeq and is a predicted model, not a curated record. The coding region runs from base 1 to 882 and encodes 293 amino acids. Lineage: Eukaryota; Parabasalia; Trichomonadida; Trichomonadidae.
AUGCAAUUUGGUGGUAUGGGCAAGGCUAUCCCAUGGGAGGAUAUAAAACCAAUCCCAGAGGAUACUGUUAUAACAGAGAAUGAAAAGUUUUUAAAGAAUACUCAAUUUCUUGGUUUUGUUACUCAACUUCUUGAAAUUCAAAGCGAUUUUACAAAAACAGUGAAGCCAUUAGAAGGCGUAGAGUCAUUUAAUAAAGUUAUGAAUGAAAUAGAAAUAAAUGCAACAAGAGCUCUUCAACAUACAUUAACAACUCUAUCAAACGAAGUAAAUUUUGGCAAAUCUGUUAUUGAUGAUUCACGAGAGAAACUCGAUGAGUUCAGACGCUCACAGAGAGGUAUCCAAUCUAACUCAAAUCAAACGUUCCCUUCAGCAUUUUUCACAAAAUACGUAGAAGAUAUCGAUAAAAAGGCAGAAGAAAUUACAGACGCAAUUAAACUCUACGAAAGAUCACUAGAACCACCAAAAUAUUCCACAAAUCCAACAACAUUAAUUCAAAUGAUCGAAUUUCAACAUGAUGCAAUCAUAAGGUGUGCUUCAAAGAUGGCCGACAUCAAAGACAAAACGAACAAGCUACUAGAAAGAGUAUCCGACCGAUAUAAAAAUAAUGGCUUGAAGACAGAUAUUUUGGACAGUAAGGAAGCCGAAACAGAGAAGAUGUCAGAUGCAAUACAUAUAGAAGCAGCAUACAAACAGUACCUUAAUAAAAGAAAAGCGGACCUCGAAAAGAGAGAUAAGAAAACUAACUUCGAAGAACUAUGCAAAGGAACUGCAACAAAUACAUUUGGCAGUGGCCUUGGUGGUGGUCUUGGCAAAGGUAUUGGCGGUGGAACUACAUCUACAUCAACUUCUACGGGUACUACUUCUCUGAGUUUGAAAAAGUAG